Messenger RNA from Xiphias gladius (swordfish), 3361 nucleotides. RefSeq names its product protein spinster homolog 1-like. Gene Ontology annotation, cellular component: membrane. The record is from RefSeq and is a predicted model, not a curated record. Gene Ontology annotation, molecular function: transmembrane transporter activity. Gene Ontology annotation, biological process: transmembrane transport. NCBI's taxonomy places the organism in Eukaryota, Metazoa, Chordata, Actinopteri, Istiophoriformes, Xiphiidae.
GGGGCUCCACCCCGGCUCCACAGACCACGACAACCCUGAAAACCUGACACUGGUGCAGACAUGCGGGCGACGUCCUGCUGCGGGACUGACACCCUCUGUAACAAACGUGCUGAAGGCCGUUUAAAAUGUUAUCUUAUCGGCAAAGUAUCUGACGGGGAGGUGCAGGCUGUGAAGCCGCCGCCCAAACGCCGACGCAUCCUCGACCCGUCAGCCAUCGUCCCGGUGCCGGUCUACUCGAACCAGGUGAGCAGCAGUCUGCAACUGAAGCCGAUGGCUCCCGUGUUUACAGAGAAGGAAGAAACAGAUGAGGUGGCGGACGACAGUUUGUUGUCUCGGUUCUCGUCUCGAGGAACGGCAGCAGCCGUCGUCACCCUCAGUGACUCCGAGGAGGACGAUGCGGAGCGCGUGGAGGACCGAGCACAACACAACGAGCUAGAAGCCGUUCGCUGCCCAUCUCCACCUCCUGAGAGUCCGGUCCAGAAACAGUCCAGACAGGUUAAAAAGAAGCUCGACGAGAUCGACAGGAGGCUCCGGGCGGUGAACUCCCUCCUGUCUCCGGAGCAUCAGGUCAGGACCAGGUCCAGGCGCCGCCGAGGCCCCCCGUCUCCAACGAUUGAGGAGGAGCAAGACGACGAUGUCAUCAUAAUGACCCCGAACUGGGGCACGCAGAGUUCGCCGUACAGCUCCUCGGUCCGGGAGAUCCCCCUCAAGGUCCGCUGCCGAACGGACGUCCACAAGAUCCCCGUGCUGUCUUCGACGCCUUUGAGGGACGUGCUGGCCCAGCUGUCCGUCACCCUUAACGUCCCGCCCCCACGCCUCCUGUUGUUGAGGGAGGAAGUCGAGCUGCCGGCAGACUCCACCGUCGGUGAGCUCGGCCUCGGCAUCGCAGACAUCAUAGCGGCGGCCAUGUCUCUGGGCGAGCCCACGUCGGACUCUGCGCCGUUCUUCUCCGAUGACAGCGAGGCGGAGGGUCUGGAGGAGGAGGGCGGGGCGGCGGGUCCGCGGCCGCAGGAGGGCCCGUCCAGCGGGGUGUCCAGAGUCCGAGCCCUGCUGACCGUCUUCAUCCUCUUCUACAUCAACCUGCUCAACUACAUGGACAGGUUCACCGUGGCAGGUGUUCUCCCGGACAUAGAGCAUUAUUUUGGGAUUGACGAUGAGAAAUCUGGCUUACUCCAAACUGUUUUUAUCUGCAGCUACAUGUUCCUGGCUCCGUUCUUUGGAUACCUGGGUGACAGGUACAACAGGAAGUUCAUCAUGAGUUUUGGAAUUGCAUUCUGGUCCUUGGUGACGCUGGCCAGCUCCUAUACGCCCAAAGAACAUUUCUGGGCCCUGUUGUUGACCCGGGGCCUGGUCGGAGUGGGGGAGGCCAGUUACUCCACCAUCGCUCCCACCAUCAUCGCUGACCUCUAUGUGAAGGGGAAGAGGACGAACAUGCUCUCCGUCUUCUACUUCGCCAUUCCCGUCGGCAGUGGUCUUGGAUACAUCGUGGGGUCACAAGUCACUAAUAUAGCGAAUGACUGGCACUGGGCUCUGCGGGUGACUCCAGCGUUGGGGCUGAUCGCAGUGUUGCUGCUGCUGUUUGUGGUUCAGGAGCCUAAAAGAGGAGCCAUCGAGGCCCGACCGGAGCACCACCUGCACCAGACCAGCUGGCUGACGGACCUGCAGGCCCUGAGCAAGAACUACAGCUUUGUCUUGUCCACCUUCGGCUUCACGGCGGUGGCGUUUGUCACCGGUUCUCUGGCUCUUUGGGCUCCGACGUUUCUCUUGAGAGCCGCCAUCUUCACCGGGAGAGCUCCCUGUCUGGAGGGACACUGCGCCUCCUCAGACAGUCUGAUUUUUGGGGCCAUCACCUGCGUCACAGGUGUGCUGGGCGUGGCCAGCGGUGUGCAGGCAAGUCGGCUGCUGAGGACGAGGACGCCCCGAGCCGAUCCGCUGGUCUGCGCUGCCGGUCUGCUCCUCUCGGCACCUUUCCUCUACCUGGCCAUCGUCUUCGCCGAGGCCAGCACCAUCGCCACAUACGUUUUUAUUUUCCUCGGAGAGACGUUCCUGUCCAUGAACUGGGCCAUCGUGGCUGAUAUUCUACUGUACGUGGUCGUUCCCACGCGUCGCUCCACAGCCGAGGCUCUGCAGAUCGUCAUUUCUCAUCUGUUAGGAGAUGCUGGAAGUCCAUACCUGAUAGGAGUGGUUUCGGACUCUCUGAGGAGGACGGACUCGUUCCUCUGGCAGUUCCGGUCUCUGCAGCUCUCUCUGCUGCUCUGCUCCUUCGUGGCCGUGGUGGGCGGGGCUUUCUUCCUCGCCACCGCCCUCUUCAUCGAAAGAGACCGUCAGCGGGCCGAGAACUUCGUCCCCACAGAUGACGAGCCGAUUGUUGUACCGAAAAGCGGCCGGUCCACCCGGGUGCCAGUGUCCAGUGUUCUGAUCUGAUGCCAGAAACCUGAUGGAGGGUUUUUUGUGUUCUGCCUGGUCCUUCACACACCUGCGGUUGUUUUAUGAAAUGUUCUUAGGGCUGCGAACACCGAUUGGACUAUCUGCCAUGCAGAAGCAUUUUAGGAUUUUUUUUUUUUUUAAUGUUUUGUCUGCAGUACUUUUUUCUACCUUUCCCAGGAACAUGCCAUCAUUCAGGAAGUAUUUUUUGCAUCCCCGCCAGUUAAUUUGCGUGAGCUCGACACUAUGGGGAACGUUUUCAGAGCAGAUAUAUGAAGUUGAAAAUGAGCACUAGAGACUGAGGAGAAGCAACGGAAGCUGCUCGGUGGAUUUGGUUUUACGUUUUAUUCAACUCUCCGGACCUUCAGUGGGACUCUGGGACAAUAUGAUCCAUAUUCUCAAUAUAACCUCAGUUUAUAUACAGGACAAACUUUAUUAAUCCCUUUUCAUAAUGUUUGAGCUACUUUCAAUGAUAACACUAACCUUCUUACAGUUGAUUAAAUGCCAGAAGUGCAGAACUCACCAGAAUACUGAUCCGAGCUGCCGGGACUGAGGAAGAGUCUCAGAAUCACCUCUGUACCUCUUUCUUCCCGUAUCCAUCUUUCACAGGCAUUACUACUGAUUUCGAUCCCCUCUCUUUUGUUUCAAAUGUUCCCGGUAUUUAAAGCAGAGCUUUGUAAAGGGCUCCGGGUUGGAGCUCAGUCCGGUUCAGAGCAUGUCACCAAGUCGUCUGUGGAGGAGACACUAGUUCCAAAGUCCACUGUCUCCGGUGAGGGCAGGUAGAGCACACGUUACAGAGAAGAUCAUGUUAACAGUGGUUAUUUAAAAAGACAAAAAGCUUUUAAAUGAGUGAAUGUUAAUAAUCAAAGUUUGUUAAGCUCAAAUUAUUUUAGCAAAUCUUUUUUGUGAACUAUUAAACGAGAAUUUACUUGUUUGA